Ipomoea nil (Japanese morning glory) is the source of this 1125-nucleotide messenger RNA. RefSeq lists its product as uncharacterized. Lineage: Eukaryota; Viridiplantae; Streptophyta; Magnoliopsida; Solanales; Convolvulaceae. Bases 159 to 1100 code for a protein of 313 amino acids. The record is from RefSeq and is a predicted model, not a curated record. The transcript is spliced from 6 exons.
UAAGACACAGUCAAAUCAUCCUAAAAAUAAUUGUUCCUUUUCUGAAGCAAGGUAUAAUAUAUCACAUAAACUCACCAAAACCUUAUGAAUUAUGCUUUUCCUUCCAUCAAUCCAAUCCCUUAAAUGGUCAUGUUUGCAGGAAGGCCAUCACCGUUAACAUGGCACUUUCAGGCCAUGCUAUACAGCUAACGUUACGCCCCAAAGCACGGGGAAGCCAUCGCCCUCCGCUAUUCCCACCACUCAAACCAUGGCGGCCCGAGCUACAAGCAUUCAAGAGAAGAGGGAUGAUGAAGAACAUACCUUUGCGCCUGGUAACAUCAGCAGCCAUUAGCAGUGGUUUUGGCACUGGAAAUGUCGGUUCGGAUUCUUCAUUGUUGCAGACAAUCAAGGCUUUCUACUACAGCAUCAACACAAAGGACUCGAAGAGCCUCAAAGUGCUCUUGUCUGAAGAUUGUUUCUUUGAUGACUUCUCCUUCCCCGCGCCAUUCCAAGGGAAAAAGGAAUCUUUAUAUUUUCUCGAGCAGUUAACCACAUGUAUGGGUCAGAACAUGGAAUUCAGUAUAGAUCAUAUUUGUGAAGGGGUGGACCAAACAGCUGUGGUAAACUGGCAUUUAGAAUGGAAGAAGAAGCAGGUUCCUUUCACUAGAGGUUGCAGCUACUAUGAAUUAUCAAGAGAAGGAGAACGUCUCGUCAUUAAGAAAGCUCAAGUUAUCAUCGAAUCACCAGUGAAACCGGGAGGCUUAGCUCUGACUAUGUUCAAGGCCAUAACUUCGCUUUUUGAUGCAUUCCCGGAUGCUACUGAGACUGUUACUAAAUAUAUACAAGACGGUUUUAGGGCCUAUGCUAAGCCCGGUUGUCUCGUGGUACAUCAAACUCAUGAAACUUACUGCUACCUUUCUCAACCUCGCGUUCAAGGUAGUGCAAUUCAUUGUAAAGAUUUUCAGCAAGUAAAAGACGACACUCACAGAGGUGCACGCAAUAUCUAUCUUAUUUAUUUAUCAUUAUCUCACAUUAAAAUACAAACCUUUCGAGGCUUCUCUACAUAUAUAUGGCCAUCGCUUCCAACUCGAUCUACUUUCAAGAUAGCAUUCCAUACCUAACAACAACAUAUAAGGACACAACAAC